AUGUCGGCCUAUGGAAUUCAGCGACAUUCCCAUUCCUCCCGUUCCCCGAGAUUUCUGAACAGAUUCCAUUUGAACACACCGCCGUUAGAGAUUCCUCCAAUGAUGGGAGUGGAGAUGACCGAGAACACUGGCCAUGAUUGUUCAGUUUUCCCCAAUCAGACCUUAUUUGAACCUCAUUUUUAUUCGUGUGAUUCUGAAGGUAGGUUUGAAGAAAGAAUGAAAAAAUAUAUUCGCUAGGCUACAAGCUGCAGUACAUGUGCUUUGUUUCUGAAAAUUAAGCUCACGACCCUGAGGCUUUGUUUGGCCGCGGUUUCGAACCGGGCGCUAAACAAUGGGAUUAAAUCAGCGUGAGCCGCCAUCUGAAUUGUUUGAAGAGCGUGAUCACGCGCUCGAAGAGAGGAACUUGUCCUCCUAAUUAUGAAUUGUUAAUAGGCGAUGACUGUAUAUAAUAUUUGCAGCUUAUUUCCUAGGGGUGAUUCAAACAAGGCUCCCUUUAGUUUUCAUAGGAAAGUGUUUUACAGUUCAGACAUUUCAGGUAAACAACCGGUGUUCUUGCUUCAUGAUCUUGCCCUUUCGAAUCAGACUGGUGAUUAUGUUUAUCCGUUGGACUUCUCUCAACCUCUGAGGGUAUUCCUCGAUCUAACGAGUUCGGCAAACCGAAGGUAAGGCCGUGGAUAAGACGACGUUAUUUUCAGAUUGGAUAAUAUAAGAGCCGAGGUCACUUUAUAUCGUCGGAGUGUGGGAUGGUUAGGGUGCGGAUGGUUCUAUAUCCCCACUCUUGGAUUGUUGGAUAAUUACGAUAUUUGUGGGGAAGAUAACUUGAGUUGUCCCAUUUACACCGGCAGGCAAGUAGUGGAAGUCGUUCUGAGACCCAAUGUUCUCUUUCUGGCCUUGAUGAAACUCAUUCACAGUGAUCGAGUAGGUCAAUAAGCUUUUGUGAGAAUUGAAAACAUACAUUCAGGUGCCUUAUCAAGUAAUUAUCAAGCUCAUAAACAAUCGAAGCUCAUCGGAAGAAUUGUUAUGCGCCGCUUUCCAGGCCCGAAUUAACUUUUGA
Bursaphelenchus xylophilus (pine wood nematode) is the source of this 1054-nucleotide messenger RNA. NCBI's taxonomy places the organism in Eukaryota, Metazoa, Nematoda, Chromadorea, Rhabditida, Aphelenchoididae. The record is from the annotation of a GenBank genome assembly.